Molecule: messenger RNA, 1158 nt
Organism: Quercus robur (English oak)
Lineage: Eukaryota; Viridiplantae; Streptophyta; Magnoliopsida; Fagales; Fagaceae
Exons: 3
Coding region: 1-1158 (385 amino acids)
Molecular function (GO): protein binding
Source: RefSeq, a predicted model, not a curated record
AUGGAAAUCCUUAUUGAGGAAAUUACAAAAGACCCUCGCGGCUUGACAAGUGGGACGGAUCCUGGGCAUACAAUCAACCGGCAUGGAAGUUCGGAUGGAAAACCAUCACUAACAGACGGUGACCAUGCCACCACUUCCAAACCUGAGCAACAAGAUGGAAACAAGAUAAACAGAACUGAUAAAGACGAGAAAAAUAAUGGAAAAGGUAAAGAGGAAACGCCUGAAACGGCAGAGAUAGAGACACCCAUAUUGCUUGCAGCUAGAAAUGGUAUCACGGAGAUGGUUGAAUACUUACUCAAAAAGUUUCCAGUAGUCAUUGCUGACAAGAGUGAAGGUAAAAAUAUUGUUCUUUGGGCCGCAAAGAACAGGCAAACACAUGUAUUACAGCUACUGCUCAAGCAAAGGUUUGUAAAACGUAAACUAAUUCAUGAAGUGGAUAUGAAUGAAAACAACGCAUUGCAUCUGGCGGCUGAGAUAGGAAAGCAAAAGCCUUGGCUAAUUCCUGGUGCUGCAUUGCAAAUGCAGUGUGAAGUCAAAUGGUAUGAGUUUGUAAAAGACAUGAUGCCGCAACACUUCUGUUAUCAAGUCAACCUCGAGAACAAGACCCCAGAAGAUAUAUUCUACGAAACCCACAUGGACCUCGUCAAGGACGGAGGCGAGUGGCUGAAAAGCAUUUCAAAUUCCUGCUCUGUUGUGGCUACACUCAUCGCUGCUGUUGUCUUUCCGGCGUCAACCACUGUCCCCGGUGGAAUCAAUGAUAAUAGUGGCAUGCCAGUCCUUGUAAAACAUCCUGCAUUCAGCGUAUUUGCUAUUUCCUCACUCGUUGCUCUGUGCGCCUCUGUUAUUUCCUUGUUUUUGUUCCUCAACAUCCUCACCUCCCAAUACCAACCGAAAGAUUUUCAUAGCUAUGUGCCGAGGAAACUUCUGCUUGGCCUAACAUUGCUCUUUGUAUCCAUUGGGGCGAUGUUAAUUUCUUUCUGUGCUGGACAGUUCUUCUUGCUAAAAAGUAAACUGCAAGAUAAGGCGUUUCCUGUGUAUACGGUGAUAUGCCUGCCUAUAAUCCUUUUAUCCAUGGGACAGCUUCCACUCUACUUUCAACUUUUAUUGGUUACUCUCAAGAAGGUGCCUCCGCCGAGCUAUAAGGUGGUUUCUCUCUAG